UGGGUUUGGUGUAAUUUGUGGUUGUCUAUGUGUGUCCAUGCCUCCCGCGAUAUAAGGUUUCCCUAGUAUGGGACUAUGAGUGUGUGCGUCGACAAAUCGACAAAAAAUUCGAUGUCAAUCAUCUGUUGUUUACACAUUCUCAUACAGGAGAUUUGAUUCGUAGCGAAGGGUCUUCAACACUAAAGGAUUCCGGAUGUCAUGUAUGAUACUACAUCAUUGAUAUGAGGUGUAUAUUACAAAAUAAUCAUUGUGUGUAUAUAUGGUGAAGAAAAACGUCGCGGGAGCACGACAUACUAGAAAGGCAUGGAACUGUCGAUCAAUAGUUUUUUUUAGAACAAAACACCUAGUUAAUCAAGAAAAACCAACGUCAUGUCGUGAUUAACCAAUGGAAAGCUCGGUCAUAGAUUAAUCAAUGGCUCGGUGUCCUAUACACAACUAAUUUAGCAUAUUAUGAACACAGCUGUGUGAUAAGGUGAACUAUGUAUUUUGGGUUGGGCCGUUCUUGAUAAGCGGUAAUAUGGAUUGUCUUUAAUCAGGUAGACUUUAGCAAUAAUCGACCUAAAGGAGACCCACGCUCAAUCGCUGGCUAUUCAAGGAUUGACACUGUACACUGCUACACUACGACGUAGCAAAAUCAUCCCGAAAUUGUGAAAAGUAUUACCACAAAAACUUCCUUUUUUUAUAUCUACAGGUGAAUCGAUUCAGCAUAAAAAUAUAGAACCUUUCUAUGGAUUAUGUACAGAGUGAUAUAAAAAGAUCAAUUGAAUAUUUAAAUCCUUAAGAAUCGUUAGAAUCAUGCAAUCUACUAAAUUGAAAACUGUACUGAAAUUAAAUGUGCUGCAAUGGAAUUUCAUACGAACUGCAGCAGUAAGAAGUGCUACGGUGAACACGACUGAAGAGGUGCAAACGCCGUUGAAAUCAUGGAAGGAAAUCCCUGGACCGCCAUCAUUGCCCAUCAUUGGACAGAUGCUGCAUUUUUUGCCGGGAAAACCUCUAUCGGAUCUAACUAUGAUACACGAUAUUUUAUACAAAACUUAUGGACCAAUCGUUAGAUUGGACUCAGUUCUUGGAAGUGCAGCUCAUAUUUUUCUUUAUGACCCUGAUGCGUGUGCUCAGGUACUUCGUGGUGAGAAUUGGAUGCCAGUGCGUCCUGGAUUCUAUUCCCUGGAAUAUUAUAGGAAAAAGCAUAAGAAAAACCCAGAGAAGCAACAAAAGAUGACCGGACUUAUUACUGACCACGGUGAUAAUUGGAAGGAAUUCCGGUCUGCCGUCAAUCCUGUGAUGCUGCAACCGAAAAUAAUCAAACUGUACAGCAAUGUACUGGAAGAAGUGGCCGAUGAUAUGGUUAAGAGGAUGAGAUCAAUGAGAGACGAGGAUUAUAUGCUUAAAGGUGAUUUUGACGUAGAAAUGAAUCUUUGGGCAUUGGAAUCUAUAGCAAUUGUGGCUUUAGGAGGACGCCUCAGAUGUUUUGACCGAGAUUUAGCUAAAGAUUCGCCAGAAAGACGUUUAAUUCAAUGUGUCCAUGAUCUGUUUAUUAUGGCUAAUGAUUUGGAUUUUAAGCCAAAUUUGUGGAGAUACUUUCCUACGAAGCUAUUUAAGAAAGCGAUGAUUUUGUACAAGGAACAAGAGGAUUUAACAAAAUACUUCAUUCGCAAAGCGAGAAAGGAUUUGGAACACAGCAAAAAAUCAGAUUCCGAAAAGGCAAUACUCGAAAAACUUCUUGAAAUCAACGAAGAAAUUGCUGUGAUUAUGGCAUGUGACAUGCUUUUCGCUGGAGUCGAUACGGCGGCAAACACAAUUACAGCAACAUUAUACCUCCUUGCAAAGAACCAAGAUAAACAGGAAAAACUAAGAGAACUAUUAAAAACAAAAGAUUCAGAUGAAACAGUGAAAUACGUGAAGGCCUGCAUUAAAGAAGGGUUAAGGAUGAUGCCUGUUGUAUCCGGUAAUUUAAGACAAGCGAGUAAAGAUUACGAUAUACUAGGUUAUAGGAUACCGAAAGGGAUGAACGUUGUAUUCGCACAUCAGUAUAUGUCUACUAUGGAAGGCCAGUUUCCAAAACCAAAGGAAUAUGUGCCUGAGCGAUGGUUGGAUAAGGAACAUCCCCUUUAUUACGGAAAAGCCCAUCCGUUUGCCUAUAGUCCUUUCGGAUUUGGAGUAAGAAUGUGUGCCGGUCGUAGGAUAGCAGAGUUGGAGAUGGAGACGUUUCUUGCCAAAUUAAUACAGAAUUUCAAAGUGGAAUGGUUUGGAGAACCACCUAAAAUACAAGCGAGCUCUCUGAACUAUAUUAAGGGACCGUUCAAUUUUAGAUUUAAGGACGUGUAAAACUAUUUAAUAGGACCUUCAAACAUGGUAUUUGUAAUUUUAUCAUAACAAUUGUAAAAGUUAUUACAUUCCAACAUUAAAUAAUGCUUCAUGAUGAUAUUCUAUAAAUAUUUAAAAAGCUUACCUGAAAAUUACCCAUCAAAACUAUUGUAAUUACUAGUGAUAACAAACAAAUCAACUAGAUGGCAACUUAUUGUACAGAUUUUUAUGGCUAGUGCCGACUAUUAUUUUAUUUUGUUUAGGACUAGCUCCAUCUACCUAUAUUAGGAAGCGUUAAUUUAUAAGUUGGUAACACACAAUCCUAUUUAUUGACACGCAUAUUUGUCAACGUUCAGAAAAUAAUUUUAGCUCAUGAUCAAACAUCAUC
This is a messenger RNA of Hyposmocoma kahamanoa, 2692 nucleotides long. Its product is annotated as cytochrome P450 CYP12A2-like. Lineage: Eukaryota; Metazoa; Arthropoda; Insecta; Lepidoptera; Cosmopterigidae. Gene Ontology annotation, molecular function: iron ion binding; heme binding; monooxygenase activity. The transcript has 10 exons. The coding region runs from base 796 to 2325 and encodes 509 amino acids. The record is from RefSeq and is a predicted model, not a curated record.